AUGGCAAAGGGAAGCGCGAAGAAGACGGCCUCGGGCAACACGUUCCUGCUCACGUUGCUACGCAAUGGAUUUCUCGCGACCAACACAAUCUAUCUAUUGGUCCGGUUUUGGCUUUUCCGAUCGAGCGUCACCAAAGGCACUGUCUUCGGCUAUGUCGUCUCGGAAGUCAUCGCAGUCGGUCUGUGGCUCACGCUGCAAAGCAUGGCUGCACAGGGAAACGACCUACAGCAGAGCGGUCUUACACAGUACAUGUUUGAUAUUAUCUACGUGACCUGGUUCGUGCAACUGGCUUCGCUGGUCUGGUCCAAGUUUUGGUACCUUUACCUGAUCAUCCCGGGCUACGGAGGCUACGUCAUUUACCAAAAGAUCCUGCUGCCGUACCUUUUCCGCGGCCAAAGCCCCUUUGCAUCGCUCCAGGGUCUGCUUGGCGGGUCACGCGGAGCAGGCGCGUCAGGUGCAAACGCAAACGCUCAACAGCAACCAGGCGAAGCCCUCUCGAAACGUCAGCAAAAGCUGCAGGCUCGUGCAGCGAAAGGCGACCCACGAGUGCAGGUGCGACAGCGUUGA
Molecule: messenger RNA, 567 nt
Organism: Sporisorium graminicola
Lineage: Eukaryota; Fungi; Basidiomycota; Ustilaginomycetes; Ustilaginales; Ustilaginaceae
Exons: 4
Coding region: 1-567 (188 amino acids)
Biological process (GO): vacuolar protein processing
Cellular component (GO): intracellular membrane-bounded organelle
Source: RefSeq, a predicted model, not a curated record